AGAAUUGCCAGAGCCCCACGUUAGCUGAAUGAUCCGUAAUCAAAAUUUAAAAGGCUAAGGUAUUAAAAUUGGGUGCCUUAGAAUUGUUGUGUGGGGAAAAUGGGAAGGGCGUUUGUGUAUGUAAUAUUGGGAGGAGGAGUUGCUGCUGGUUAUGCAGCUCAUGAAUUUGUUAAACGAGGUGUCUCUCAUGGUGAACUUUGUAUCAUCUCUGAAGAACCUGUUGCUCCUUAUGAACGACCUGCAUUAAGCAAGGGUUAUUUAUUACCAGAAGAUCCUGCACGUCUGCCUGCCUUUCAUUGUUGUGUUGGUACUAAUGAGGAAAGGUUGACCCCAAAGUGGUACAAGGAACAUGGCAUUGAAUUGGUACUUGGAACUCGCGUAAAAUCGGCUGAUGUGAGACGCAAGACACUGUUGACUGCAACUGGUGAAACCAUAACCUACAAGAUUCUCAUAGUGGCAACUGGUGCUCGGGCUUUGAAGCUUGAAGAGUUUGGAGUGAAAGGAUCAGAUGCUGACAGUGUAUGUUAUUUACGAGAUUUGGCUGAUGCCAACAGGCUGGUUAAUGUGAUGCAAUCCAGCAGUGGUGGAAAUGCUGUUGUGAUUGGUGGUGGCUACAUAGGAAUGGAAUGUGCUGCUUCUUUGGUGAUCAACAAAAUAAAUGUCACCAUGGUCUUUCCAGAAGCACACUGUAUGGCCCGCCUAUUUACUCCUAAAAUUGCAAGUUUCUAUGAAGAAUUUUACCAGUCAAAAGGAGUUAAGUUUGUCAAAGGAACGGUCUUGACAUCAUUUGAUUUUGACUCCAAUCAGAAGGUCACUGCUGUGAAUCUGAGAAAUGGAACCAAGCUACCUGCUGACAUGGUCAUAGUAGGGAUUGGAAUUCGACCAAAUACCAGCCUCUUUGAAGGGCAACUUACUCUUGAGAAAGGAGGAAUUAAAGUCAACGGCCAAAUGCAAUCAAGCAACAGCUCAGUCUAUGCUGUUGGUGAUGUUGCAACUUUUCCUGUCAAAAUUUUCGGUGAAACACGGAGACUUGAGCAUGUUGAUUCUGCAAGGAAAUCAGCAAGGCAUGCAGUAGCAUCGAUCAUGGAACCAGAAAAAACAACUGAGUUUGAUUAUGUGCCAUUCUUCUACUCCAGAGUCUUCACACUCUCCUGGCAGUUCUAUGGUGACAGUACUGGUGAUGUAGUCCAUUUCGGGGAUUUCUUAGGGAACAGGUUCGGCGCGUACUGGGUGAACAAAGGCCACUUGGUUGGGUCUUUUCUAGAAGGUGGAACCAAAGAGGAGUACCGGGCUAUUGCAAAGAUCACAAGGCUCAAGCCAGCAAUUGAAGACUUGACCGAUCUUGAAACACAGGGUUUAGAGUUUGCAUUGACAUUGAGUCGUAAACCAGAGCCAACGGAAGAGGCUGUUGUUGUGAGCAGUGGUUUGGGUCCCACUCUUGUAACGGAGAAACCUUUAUAUGCUUGGCAUGCAACAGCUGGCGUCAUAUUGGCUGCAUCAAUUGCUGCAUUUGCAUACUGGUAUGGUCGGAGGCGUAGAAGGUGGUAAAUGUCUUGUUCAUGAAGCAUUUACGCAUGGAUGAUUUUUACACGAUAAUUCCAGCUGUGUUGUAUGAUUUUAGCUUUAGAGAAUUCAAAAUACUUAAGCCUGAAAAUGGCUUCAAUACCAAUCUUACAAACAUGUAUUCUGUCUUUACAGUAUAUAUUUAUAUAUACACAUUGUGGUUAUGUUG
Messenger RNA from Lycium barbarum (goji berry), 1732 nucleotides. Its product is annotated as monodehydroascorbate reductase 4, peroxisomal. NCBI's taxonomy places the organism in Eukaryota, Viridiplantae, Streptophyta, Magnoliopsida, Solanales, Solanaceae. Bases 100 to 1548 code for a protein of 482 amino acids. The transcript is spliced from 7 exons. Gene Ontology annotation, molecular function: oxidoreductase activity, acting on NAD(P)H; flavin adenine dinucleotide binding. The record is from RefSeq and is a predicted model, not a curated record. Gene Ontology annotation, cellular component: cytoplasm.